UAUUCGUUCAUGACAAGUCCGAUUAAAAUGUUUUUUUUCUAUGUUCAUCUGGAUGUUCAUACGCAUGUGCAUGCAAAAUUUGACGAGAAUUGGUUGAGUGAUGCAAAAGAAAAAUGCGGACAAAGAAGUUGCAAAGUCUAGUAUAAGAGCUUCGCUCGCCCAAUGAGAAUCGAAUUCAUUAGUAUGCACAAGAGAAUCAUUUAAUUUGCGCAUGUGAUUCUAGAUGGCCAGAUAUUCCGUAACCAAGGGUAACGCGCAUGUGUCUUUACGAUGAUGGUAUAUCGAAGUGUACAUAAACAACGGAGUCGAAAGUUAGCCAUGGAGGACCAGUAUAAGUGGCGGGGGAAUUUUCUAAACUUGUUCAAGUCCCGAGAAGAGCUAUUUUUUUAUGUUUUCAAGUCUACGUUUUGAAACAUAUGUAUAUGUUAGCAUUUGUCCUAUUUUGUAAUUUGAUUAUAGUAUUUCUACUGAUUCUAGAUUCUUAAUAAGUUUUGUUACAACCUGGCUGCAACUUCUGUUACAAAUUUGUGUACAUAUUUAGUUUGUAUUAAUAAUGGCUUCACGUAAAAGUUUGGUGUGGAUGUACAGUAUUCCAUCAGAGGAUGGAAAAUUUGUUAAGUGCAUUCUAUGUGACAGUAUGUUAUCCUAUAAUAGAUCAACGUCAGCUAUUAUGAAGCAUCUGCGAGGUAAACAUCGGGAUACAUUUUCAAAUGCAGCUAUUGAAGUUUUCGAUUUUGAUGCUAAUGAAUCAGCAACAGAACAAUCUCAGGGAAGUAAUGAAGCCUGUCCUCGCAAAAAACUGCAGAAAAUGAACACAUGCACUCCAAAACGACAAGAAGAAAUAUCACAAGCACUUACUCGUAUGAUUUCGUUAAAUAUGAUGCCUAUUUCUUUCUGUGACAGCAUAGGAUUUCAAGAGUUUAUGGCUGUACUGGAGCCUGGAUAUCGUUGUCCUUGUCAGAAAACUAUUAUAAAACGGUUGCAAUGUUUAUACAAUGAAAAAAGGACUAAAAUAGAAAAAGAGCUCUCUAUGGCAUCCUAUAUAGCUAUUGCCAGCGAUGGAUGGUCUUCACGAUCACAAGAUUCAUAUAUUUCUACAACUGCAAAUUUCAUAGAUGAGAAAUGGGUCCUUAAAAAUUAUAUGCUAUGCACACAAUUGGUAGAAGAUCGUUAUACAGAGGAAAAUUUAUUUAUUAUGUUUAAUAUGAUUAAUGAAGAGUGGCCUAUUAGUGGUAAAGUGAACAGUGUGGUACAUGAUAAAACAAGUAAUAUAGGUGUGACAACAAAACUAUUAGAUGGUGUACGAUAUAAUAUUUCUUGUGCUGCACAUAUUUUACAAUUAUGUGUAAAAGAUGCAUUCAAUUCAGUUGACAGAUACCAGGAAGUAAUACAAAAAGCCAGUCAAAUUGUGCAAUAUUUUCAUCAUUCUAAUGUAGUUACUUCCUAUUUGAUCAAAAAACAAAAACAAUUAAAUUUAAGUGAACAGAAGUUAGUACAAAACUGCCCCACAAAGUGGAGUUCUAGUUAUUAUAUGUGUGAACAGCUUGUGAGCAAUAGAAAUGCAAUUGUCGCUGUUUUAACAGAUAGGACUAUUACUAAUUUAAAAACUGCUUUGAAACUGGAACUAUCCGAUCAUCAUUGGUCAAUUAUGAAUGAUAUUAUUACAGUGUUAAAACCUUUACAAAUAGCAAGUACUACAUUAUGUUCUGAAAAUAGUGUAACGAUUUCUUUAGUGCUUCCUAUUGUUCAUGGCCUUAUUAAUAAUCACUUGAAAAAUAAUGAUUCUGAUAUAACUGAAACUAAACAUUUCAAAAAUAUUUUAAAAGCAUCCCUUGUUAAUAGAUUUAAUUUGGAUUCACGUUUUGAAACUGUACAUCGUAUUGCUUCCUUUCUUGAUCCAAGAAGCAAAGAAUUGUCAUUUGAAAGUAAGGAAGUGAGGAAUGUAAUUAAAAUUUCUGUUCAUGACAUGAUGGAAAAUAUUUUAGUAAGUGAAACUACAGAGAACACCAAUCCAUUUCCAAGUGCACUAGAUUUUCUAUAUCAAGCUGUGAAUCCUAGUAAUGAUGGUAAUUCAGAGUUUGAAAUGUAUUUAGAGGAGACUCAAAUAAAUCAUAAUUUAUGUCCGCUAAUGUGGUGGAAAAUACAUGAAUACAAAUACCCUAGACUGGCAAAACUAGCUAAAAUGUAUUUAGGUAUUCCUGCAAUGUCUGCUUCUUCAGAAUACGUGUUAUCAACCACUGGAAAUAUUAGUUAUAAACGUAAUUGCCUGUUACCAGAAAAUGUUGACUUGUUGGUAUUUUUGUAUAAAAAUAAAGAUAUCUGAAUAAAAUUGUUUCAUAGAUGGAGUUAUUAUUUCGCACGAUAAUA
Messenger RNA from Megachile rotundata (alfalfa leafcutting bee), 2367 nucleotides. Its product is annotated as E3 SUMO-protein ligase ZBED1-like. NCBI's taxonomy places the organism in Eukaryota, Metazoa, Arthropoda, Insecta, Hymenoptera, Megachilidae. The record is from RefSeq and is a predicted model, not a curated record. Gene Ontology annotation, molecular function: protein dimerization activity; DNA binding.